Musa acuminata subsp. malaccensis (wild Malaysian banana) is the source of this 1073-nucleotide messenger RNA. RefSeq names its product large ribosomal subunit protein uL15c. NCBI's taxonomy places the organism in Eukaryota, Viridiplantae, Streptophyta, Magnoliopsida, Zingiberales, Musaceae. Gene Ontology annotation, biological process: translation. The record is from RefSeq and is a predicted model, not a curated record. Gene Ontology annotation, cellular component: mitochondrial large ribosomal subunit; ribosome. Gene Ontology annotation, molecular function: structural constituent of ribosome.
CUUUAUCCGCUCGUUCUUCCCUCCUCGGCCCUCGUCGUCCAUUCCACCGUUCCGGGCGCAAAUGGCCGCCCUCCUCAGCCUCUCGACCACGACGCCCGCCGCCCCCCACAUCCGCUUGCCUGCUUCUCCCUUCAAGGGUAACAUCAAGAUUCUGUGGCCCUCGUUACCAUCUCUCUCUGCGUCAAAAUCUUGCCUUGUUCUCCGAAGUGGGCCGCAGCGAGCUAUGGUUGUGUGCAGUGCCGCCACCGGCACUCCCGAUCCUGAGGCCUCGGCGCCCUUGGGCCGCUUCCGGCUCAACAACCUGGGCCCGCAGCCCGGUUCGAAGAGGAAGAACAAGCGGAAGGGUAGGGGAAUCGCCGCCGGGCAGGGGAACAGCUGCGGGUUCGGCAUGCGGGGUCAGAAAUCGAGGUCCGGGCCCGGCGUCCGCAAGGGCUUCGAAGGAGGGCAGAUGCCGCUCUACCGCCGCAUCCCCAAGCUUCGCGGGAUCGCUGGAGGCAUGCAUGCGGGUUUACCAAAGUUUGUACCUGUCAACUUAAAAGACAUAGAAGACGCUGGGUUUGAAGAGGGAGACGAAGUCUCAUUAGAAUCAUUAAAAGCAAAAGGCUUGAUCAAUCCAUCUGGCAGGGAGAGACGCUUACCAUUAAAGAUCCUCGGAGAUGGGGCUUUGUCUGUCAAGGUGACCGUAAAGGCACGUGCCUUUUCGGCAGCAGCUAAAGAGAAGUUAGAAGCUGCUGGUUGCACACUGACUGCAUUACCUGGUCGGAAGAAGUGGGUAAAACCAUCAGUAGCAAAGAAUCUCGCUCGUGCAGACGAGUACUUUGCAAGGAAAAGAGCAGCGGCUGCUGGUGGUGGUAGCGAGUGAGUCUGCUUCUGCAUGAGCCACAUUGCUGCCGAUGCUUGUUCUUGACAAGAUUCUUUUUCUUCUACAACCUGUUUUGAAUAUUUUUCUGAGGAUGCUCAUGUUGUAUGUGAUAUCUGUUUCAGCAAGCUUUUGAUUCAAAGUUCUGCAUUCAGCUAUGUAUAUAUGAUACUGUUUGAACAUGGUUUAUUAGGACCUAAUGACUUCAAAGCUU